AGAAUUUGCUUAAAUUUUCUUGAAAAAGAUGAGUAUAUCCGAGGAAGGAAAACUAGAUAACGACAAGAAGGCUAAAAUUGAGUUUAGAAAUAUCGGCCAGAAAAUGCAAUCCAAUGAUCAUGACCUGCCUUUAUAGAUGAAAUUGAUGAAGCCAACCAGAAUGACGGCAGGGAGCCGACCAGUGCUAUUCCUUCUCUGCCAAGUUUUCCUAAUAAAAAUUCCAGCCUGAGGAAUCAUAACCUAAUAAAGGUGAGUUCUGUAAAUGAUUCUGAUGUUAAUGACCUGUGCGACCUUGAGGAGGAAACCAGCGAGCAGGAAGAAGCAAAGGGGGGGAAUAUGCAUUUUAAAAAUAAUUUUAAGCUCCCUUCUUCAAUUCAUUACAAAUAAAGAUGGAACUGAGAGCAGUGAACAAGAUGAAAGAGAUAAAGACGUCAGAGGGGGCCUCAGCCCAGAGGCCAAAAGAUAUCAUCCAGGUUUUGAAGUCGGUGUUGUACAAAGAAAAUCUACCAAACCUAUUAAAUAAAGAGGAUUUUGUAUUAGAUGAUGGUAGCAGAGAGAAUGAGAGUAGUUUAAAGUCUACAGAUAAAUCAAGGGAAAAUGUAGCUCAGAGCUGAUUCGAAGAAAUGAAAAUUACUCCAAAACCUAAUUAUGAACCUUUCCUUUCUGAUAGUUGCUCAAAAGAUUCAAAAUUGUAUGAUAUUGGGGAAGAAGCAAAAGAAAAUUGAAUAAAAAUGUUGAAUUAUCACAGACCAAGUCCUCCAAAACUAAAUCUUAAACUUGAAAAAGCCCUUCCCUCGUUUAUCGAACUCGACAGCCCCAUCCCAGAAGAACUCCAAGUCGGCUACGAAAUCGCCAAAUACGACAUCAUCGGAAUGAUUCCUGAGCCAAAAGUCGCUAAGCCUCAAGACUACAAAGAAACCUUCUGAAAGUUCCAAGCGCUCGCCUGCUUCUGACACAACAGACAGGCCAUUUUCAGACGGAUCAACGACAGGCUCGAAGAAAAAGUGGACAUUGCCUUGUUCCCGAUCAUUCUCGAGAAAGCGCUGGGCACGCCUCCGGACCUCGAAGAAAAGAAGCGGUAUUACAUCAGCAUCAGCGGCAAAAAGCGGAAUAAGUUCUACCACCACAAGCUGGUGGACUACUUCAGGAUCCACAAGAAGAGCAUCUUGCUGGGCUACGUCGAAGUCGAGACCCACACCAGCCGCUUCGUCAUCGGAGACGGCUAGCUCCUU
This is a messenger RNA of Moneuplotes crassus, 1232 nucleotides long. NCBI's taxonomy places the organism in Eukaryota, Ciliophora, Spirotrichea, Euplotida, Euplotidae. The record is from the annotation of a GenBank genome assembly.